AAAAACAUACCAUGACUGAGAUUCUGUUGCUCCCUUCCUCUUUGCAUGAGAGAGAGUGAAAGAGAGGCAACAGCAUACUUGCAGCACAGCGGUUGGCAGCCUGUAGUCAGUACUUCCUCAUCUUAACUGCUGAAUAGAGACAGGCGGCUGUUGCUCCUGAUCAUUUUUGUCCUCUGUGGAUCUCCCCAUGGAGCUCAGCAAAGGUUGAAUAUUUUUAGUAAUUUGUGCUUCAGGGAACUGAAGAGGGCCGGCUCUAGGACAGCGUCCUAACACGUGUAGUUAGCUGACAAACAGCCAUGCUGAAAACGGGCGCCACCAAGAUGGGGCUGCCCAAGCCGGGACUCCAGGAGCGAGCCAAACAAGCCUCCUUGGUCCCCUCCUCUUCCUCCAGCACCUCCACAGCCAUGAAAACCUCCAGAUCCUCCAACAUGCUUGCCUCAGACCAGCGUCUCAGCAGGCUUAAAAGAGCAAGCAGCGAUGAUGCCUUGACAAAGCCUGCACUGGGAGCUGCCGCAUCAGGCUCGAGGAUGAAGAAGACCGUAACCACAGGAGCCAUCUCAGAUCUGGCUGAGGCCCGUCCUCGCAGCCUGUCUGGUGUUCAAGCAGCCAAGAAGUCUGGUAUUCCAGCCCCUAGAGAAAUCCCUUCCUCCAUAACAAGAGACCGCAUCUCUCUGAAGGACCAGCUGCGGAGCUCCUCCACGAAGAGAAUGGUUUCCAGCACCAGUACUUCCAGCCUCUCUAACCUGUCAAAGACGCGUUCUUUAACUAAGUCCCGUGGAGAUGCGGAGGGCCAGGAAAAGGGCCUUCUAGAGUGCCAGGUGAAGGAGCUGCUGGCUGAGGCUAAGGCUAAAGACUUGGAAAUCAGCAAUCUCAGGAUGGAGUUACAGCGCUGCAAAGAUAAAGCCUCCUCUGCUUCCUCUUCGCCCUCGUCUCACUCUGUCCCACGCCAAGAAACUGCUGUUGAUCGAGAGCAGGAACAAGUGAUGGAGGCACUUGUUCUGGUUGGGGAGCUGAGGGAGAAAAACGGGAAGUUUCAGAGAGAGUUGGCAGCACUCAGAGAGGAGAACCAGGUGCUGAAGGAAAAGCUACUUUGCUUGGAGGCUUCUCCACUCUCUAGUACAAGCCCAAGCUCUCCCUCUAAACCAUUGGUGAAUGGCCUGCCCUCAGACUCCAACUCCUCAGCUUCACAACAAGACAGCCCCCCUCCUACUGCCAGCCCACUCAAAACCUCUGUUUCCUCCAGCUCUGAUAUCACCAAGGACUCACCAUCACCUGACUCCUCCGAGUUUGAGAAGAUCCCAUCAUGUUCAGAAUCAGUGAGCAGUGGCGUAAGCGGUGAAAUGGUUGCAGCAGGGACCAUAACCAAUGCACAGGGACGGGAAGUGCAGAGCCUAACUGAACAGAUUCAUAAGAUGGAGGAAAGCCACCACAGUACAGCAGAGGAGCUGCAGGCAACAUUGCAGGAGCUGGCCGACCAGCAGCAGGUGGUACAGGAGCUGACGGCUGAAAACGAGCGUCUGGCUGAGGAAAAGCGUCUCUUGCAGACCUCACUCCAACAGCAAAGGGAACGCGUGGAGGUGCUUGCCCAGAAGAAUGAGGCGCUGGCUGUGCGACUCCAGGAGCAAGCCCAAUCUCAGGCCAAGAGGGAGGAGGAGCUGGGCGGCCAAGGGCCCAGGCUGGCUGAGCUGGAGCAGAGGUAUGCUGAACUGGUGGAGAGCUCACACUUCGAACGGGAGAAACUGGUGGACAUCCAGCAGCAACUGACCGGCAGUCUACGAGUUCUGGAGGAGGAGCACCAGGAGGCUCAGGGCCAGGUGCGCUGCCUCAGAGAGGAGGUGGACAGAUUGCAAGCCCAGCUGGACAGGGAGCUGGAAGUUGUAGGUCAGGCAGCACAGGUUGCAGAGGAGCAGAAGGUAACAGCAGAAUGUCUCCGACUGGAAAACAGCAGACUGAAGGCACAGGUGGACAUUGAGAGACAAAAGAUAGGUGAGCUGAAGGCCAUGCAAAGUGCCAGUGACAGCACGGAGCUGCAGAGCCUGCUGAAGACAGCCCACACUGAGAGAGACAGGCUGGAAAUGGAGCUGACAGAGCUGAGACAGGAGCUGCUAAAGGCCCAGGCUGAUACUGAACAUGUGCAAGCCUCAAUGUCCAAGGUGGAGGCCAAAUGCCAGCAAAUUCAGGAGUGGGCUGAGAGGAGAGAGCAGGAGUUCAGCAGCCAGCUGACUUCCCUGGAAGAUGCUGCGAUCCAGGCUGAGAAGCACGUGAAGGAGCUGAAGGAGACCAUCUUUGAACUGGAGGACCAGGUGGAGCAGCAGAGGGCCAUUAACUGUCACACCAACCAAGCUGUCCUGGACAUGGAGAAUCUCGCUAAAAAGCUGGAGGAGCAGAAAACUGAAGCAGAGAGACAGCUGAAAGUCUUGAAUAGACAGAUGAAGGACGAGAAAGAGGAGUGGCGCCGCUUCCAGGCAGACCUCCAGACAGCAGUAGUGGUGGCCAAUGACAUCAAGGUGGAGGCUCAGCAGGAGCUGCGCACCCUCCGCAGGCAGCUGCAGGAGGAGCAGGAUCGCAGCUCAAAGCUUUCUGCCGACCUAGAGGCCCUGCAGGGAGUCAGGUCCCAAGGUGACGAGGUGAGGGCGUCCGACUCUGAUACCAACCGUCACUGGUGUGGUAUCUCCAUGAUCCCGACCAAACCCACCGAUGCCAUUGGAGAUGCCGACUCAGAGCCCGGCGCUACUGUCAAAUCCCUCAUUAAGUCCUUUGAUACAGUUGGACAGAAUGGACCAGGUCACACAGUUCAAAUGCAUUCCUCACCAAGAAGCCCGCUGAGUGGAAUUCCAGUCCGCACCGCCCCUGCUGCUGCCGUCUCUCCUAUCCAGAGACACUCGUACAUACGGCCACUGUCAAAGACUUUGGAAAAAAGAAUCAAUCAGGGGGAAUUCUCUCGUCCUCACGAUAAGAGCUGUGGUGAAGACAUAAAACCUAACAGCCUUAUGAGGAAGAGUCCUUCCCUGGAAUCUGUUAUUAAAACUCCCAUCUCCCUCGGCAGCCGCACAGCGUCCUUCAGCUUCAACCGUGGCAACAGCAAGCUCAGUGUGGAAAGAAAGGACCCCUUGGCUGCUCUGGCGCGGGAGUAUGGAGGAUCUAAGCGAAAUGCUCUACUGAAGUGGUGCCAGAAGAAAACAGAAGGCUAUCCGAAUAUCGAUGUGACCAACUUCAGCAGCAGCUGGAGCGACGGCUUGGCUUUCUGUGCCCUCCUGCACACGUAUCUUCCUGCCCACAUCCCAUACCAGGAACUCAUCAGUCAAGACAAGGUCCGGAAUCUGACCCUGGCUUUCCAGGCCGCCGAGAGCAUUGGCAUCAAACCCUCCCUGGACAUCGAGGAGCUGAUGAAGACCGACAGGCCGGACUGGCAGAGUGUCAUGCAGUACGUCUCUCAGAUCUACAAGUACUUUGAAACAUGAGCCGUGAGGAGGAGGAGGAGGAGGAGGAGGAAGACAUGUGCCCACCGACGACUGGAGGCACUGCAGCACUUUUCCACUCAGUCUGUCAAACCCGCGUUCACCUUUCCAGACAAAGCAAGACAAGCAAAACGCUGCCACUUCCUCAUGUCGGACACCAGAGACGGGACUGUCUUACUGUCAUGAAGUUGCCGUGUUGUGUGUUAAUGCGUCAGCAGAUUGUUCACCUUUACGAGUUUCAAGCAUCUGAUUUAAAAACAAAGGGAAGAGUGAUGCCAAAUACUAUCCAAUCCUUUUUUAGCUGUGUGCAGCACAACUGAGAAAUGAUCAAUACUGGUACAGUCUCAUUCAAAUUCAUCCCUUUAGGCUUUUUUAAGGUUAUUAAAAAAGUGCAUGAAAAUGAAAAGAUGUUUUUUUGCUGCCAAGACUUAUUAUUAUUAUUAUUAUUAUUAUUAUUAUUAUAAUAGCUGUUUAUGAAUCAGAUGCUCUGUGAAUUAGGACUGACCUUUGUGCCAAAUCUUCUGCCAAAACACAACCUUUACAAGAAAGACUGUCUAUGCAUGGUUUAAGUGUGGUGUUCCGUCUCGGUGUGUCUUCCCUUUUCCUUUAACACCACACAGUGGUAAGGAAACGGGUGUGAAUCUAACUUUUAGUUUGUGUUUGAUGAAAAUCACCACACUUCUCAUGAGGUUUUCGUUUCCGGGGGAGGAGAGAGUAUUUGGCUUCGAGUUGAUCUAAAGAUUUGCUUUUCCUUUUCUUGUUGUCUCUCGGUUUGGCCAGCUGACAUCUGUGAUACAACGCUAAAUCGAUCUAAUACCAGUAAAGCUGCUGAAUAGUUUUGUAGAAACAAUUUUAAAGAAACACUCCGUUUUGUUUGUGUUGCAAUGUGUUACAACAUUAAGGAUGGACUAAAUCUGUUUUUUUUCUUCUUCUUCUUCUUCUUCACAUUUUCCAUGAAAAGUCACUAUAGUGGUACUGCAGCUGCUCAUAUUUUUGCAUGACAGGUUAAAUUAUAAAAGGAGAUGUUAACUUUUACAUAUAUAUAUAUAUAUGCGUCUGUCAGUGUGCUGCGGUUCAGGCGAGCCUCCAUUCACAGAUGCUUUGAAAGAUGAAAGUGUUAUUUAUUUAUUUACCAGACGAGUGAAACAUGUCAACAGAGCUGCACAGUUUUUAUAUUCACAGAUGUCAGAUUGGGAGGCUCGUUCUGGAUGAAUACGACUCAAUAAAAGGAUUGUCUUAAGUUUUA
Solea senegalensis (Senegalese sole) is the source of this 4704-nucleotide messenger RNA. It is a transcript of the gene specc1, whose product is annotated as sperm antigen with calponin homology and coiled-coil domains 1. Gene Ontology annotation, biological process: actin cytoskeleton organization. Bases 297 to 3461 code for a protein of 1054 amino acids. NCBI's taxonomy places the organism in Eukaryota, Metazoa, Chordata, Actinopteri, Pleuronectiformes, Soleidae. Gene Ontology annotation, cellular component: filamentous actin; microtubule organizing center. The transcript has 15 exons. The record is from RefSeq and is a predicted model, not a curated record. Gene Ontology annotation, molecular function: protein binding.